AUGCUGGCGCCACCGCUGCCCAGGCACGUCCCUGGACUGGGACAAGAUCUGCGCGGGCCGCGUGGCGAUGUGCAAGUGCACGCAUCUUGGGACGGUGCUGAGCAUCGAACGCAAAGCAGUGUAGACGCUGCGCCGCUGCCGGCCAGCGACACGAAGGCGGCACCUCCUUCCUUGGACAACAUCCAGCCGGCGUACUACUAUCCCAUGGACGCGUACGCUGAAGAGAAUACCCACGGCACUCCCCCUGAGCAUGGCAUCCCGGUAUUUACACCGACCAUGGCCCAAUUCCAAGACUUUUACACGUUCUGCCAAGCAAUCGAUCGCUUUGGCAUGCAGAGCGGGAUCGUGAAGAUUAUCCCACCGCAGGAAUGGAUCGACGCGCUGCCGAGCAUCGCUGCUGGCCAGUCAUCCAACGCACCUGCCAUUGACAAGGUCCAUAUUCGCAACGCAAUCCAACAGCAUUUCAUCCCCGCCGGCCCCGGCCAGUGGAAACAGGCCAACGUCACACGCACGUCCAAGGUAUGGGAUGCCAAGCAAUGGGCCGAUGUGUGCAAUGAUGCAGCGCAGCGGGGACCGUCCAUGUCGCGUAUCCAGCGCAAGGUCGAGGCGGAUCGCGAGGCGGAGCGCAUGCAUGCACAGAGCCGUGCGUACGAAAAUGCCCCUGCAUCGGCACCGGUAUCGCAGGGCGGUGUGCGCACUCGCAGCGCGGGCUCGGGCGCCGAGGUGUGUGCGCCGUCCAAGCACGCCAAAUCGAACCGUAAAACCAGCGCUGGAGAAUGGCAAGCAUUUGACUUUCGCCGCGCGUGGACCCAAGAAGCACUCUUGGACGCAGAGCGCGCCGCCGGCAUUGCGCCUCCGUCGCCCGCUGCGUGGGACGUAGCGGCGUGCCGCGCGAUCGAAAGUGAGUACUGGCGCUCGCUCAACUUUGGGCGCCCGCCCAUGUACGGUGCAGAUCUGCAAGGCACCCUGUACGACGCGCGGACGAAAUCAUGGAACGUCGGCACGCUCGACAGUCUUCUUUCGCGCAAGCUAAACCAUGCGCUUCCCGGCGUCACCACGCCGUACCUCUACUUUGGCAUGUGGCGUGCAUCGUUUGCGUGGCAUGUAGAGGACAUGGAUCUCUACUCGAUCAACUACCUGCACUUUGGCGCGCCGAAGCAGUGGUACGCGAUCCGCCAAGCAGACCGUGCUCGGUUUGAGUCUGUGAUGGCGGCAGCAUUCCCUGCAGACUCGCGGCAGUGCGCGCACUUCAUGCGGCAUAAAUCCUUCCUUGCCUCGCCGUCGUUCCUGCAGUCCCAAGGUGUGCGGCCGUUGCGGCUCGUCCAGCAUGCACACGAGUUUGUAAUCACCUAUCCGUAUGGAUACCAUGCCGGCUACAAUCUCGGCUUCAACUGUGCCGAAAGUGUCAAUUUCGCACUCCCCUCGUGGGUGGAAAUUGGGCGUGCGGCGGACUACUGCAAAUGUGCGCUCGCACAGGAAAGUGUGCACUUUGAUGUAGACGAGAUUCUGGGGCGGCCCCCCGCGCCGCCAGCAGCGCACGGUGCGCCGCGCAAGCGUCGAAAAGUAAAGGACGCCGAGGCAGGCGGCGGCGCGUAUGUGUGUGUAUUCUGCACCGCGAGCGAUGCGCACGAUAGGGCGCGCUUGCGUACAGAUGCCGUGCAAGCGCUCGAGCAAGCUCCUGCCUCGAAGAAGAGCGUUGCGGCGCUGCAAGACGGCGCUGUGUAUGCCCACCGCAUAUGCGCUGGCUUUCUCCCAGAGACCUGGCUCGACGCCACGGGCGAAUACAUCGAGGGCGCAGCGGCGAUUGAGCCUGCACGGUGGGCGCUCAAGUGCCAGCUAUGCAAGGAUCCUGACGGUGCAAAGCACGGGGCCAAGAUCCAGUGCACCAAAGGUAAAUGCACACGCACCGCGCAUGUUGGCUGUGCAUUGGAGCAGGAUAGCGGCUGGUUCCUCGAUUUCCACAACGCAGAGACGGCGGAUGUAGAGGGCCCUGUAGCGCUGUGCCGUGCACACAACCCGCGCCAUGCCAAAGAAGAGGCGCAGCGCAAAGAAGACGCGUUGCGCCUACGGAUUCACGAGAUCGAGCUGGGGACGUGGAUUGAUGUAAAGUGCGGCGGGAGUGUAUGGGCGGCAAAAUUGUGCGGUGUGGACGAUGCGGCGCGGCGUGUGCUGGUACAGGAUGCAGAAGGCGAGCAAGCCCAGCCAAUUCCAUGGACGCAUGUCGUGCCGAAGCGUGCGGAGCGAAGCGUGGAGCGCGAAAGCCAAGCGUACGUCCUCGAGUGUACAUUGCCGGUGCGGCGUGUGCACGGAAGAAAAAGUAGGGAGUAUGCAGUGUGA
Malassezia vespertilionis is the source of this 2337-nucleotide messenger RNA. RefSeq lists its product as uncharacterized. Gene Ontology annotation, cellular component: nucleus. Gene Ontology annotation, molecular function: histone H3K36 demethylase activity; histone H3K9 demethylase activity. The transcript has a single exon. Lineage: Eukaryota; Fungi; Basidiomycota; Malasseziomycetes; Malasseziales; Malasseziaceae. The record is from RefSeq and is a predicted model, not a curated record. Gene Ontology annotation, biological process: chromatin remodeling. The coding region runs from base 1 to 2337 and encodes 778 amino acids.